Molecule: messenger RNA, 240 nt
Organism: Penicillium cinerascens
Lineage: Eukaryota; Fungi; Ascomycota; Eurotiomycetes; Eurotiales; Aspergillaceae
Exons: 2
Coding region: 1-240 (79 amino acids)
Biological process (GO): glucan catabolic process
Molecular function (GO): beta-glucosidase activity
Source: RefSeq, a predicted model, not a curated record
AUGCGUGAUAUCUACCUCCUGUUCCACAAGAAUGGCGGAGAUUUCAACACCGGAGACGUUGAUGGCCACGCUGUGCCGCAGCUGUACGUCGAGUUCCCCUCUUCGACUCUGGCUGGUACCCCGCCGAGCCAGCUUCGAGGAUUCGAUAAGGUCUGGCUCAAGGCUGGUGAAAAGAAGACUGUUACUUUCGAUUUGAUGCGUAGGGAUGUCAGUUACUGGGAUAUUACGGCCCAGGACUGA